CGACGAAUGAUGGUGUUCUUCCUGGAUAAAAAAGAAAGAAGAUCAGAAACAACUAUUUCACAGCGCAACUGAACGCAAAGUUUGUAAAAGAUGAGUAUAUACAAGCGCACUGAGCUGGUUCACCCUCAAGCCAAACUGCGCUUUCCCUACACCUACAGAAGCAAGGAGCCCUGCCCCAAGAUAGGGCGGGGGGGCGAUAAAGAAGAAACAUCGAAGGAAAACAAGGAUGAAAAGUCAGGGGAGACGGAACCACAGGGAAAGGUGGAAACCAUUUCAGAGAAGAUAAAUUCAGAGAAGAACGAGGAAUCUCUGGCUCCUGAGAAUGAAUAUGUGGAGAAGUUCAGCCAAUGCCUCAACCACAUCCCAAAGCUGCGCUACUCCCUGGGGUACGACCACCAGAAGAGAGAACUGUGUGUUUCUUUCCUAGAAGGAAAAAGUGAUCCCUUCGGCCAGGGCGAUGUCUUCAGCAGGAUCUUAAAAGCCAACCAAGGAAAUGGAGUCCCACGGGUUCAAGAAGACAUUGCUGUUGGGGUCUCACGUAGUGCCAUCACCUCCACAGAAUGCUUAUGGCAGAAAACAAAUGAGACAGUGUAUGUGCCGUACACACUGGAUAGUAAAUACAGUAACAGUGAAGUUAACACAAUGACGUCGGCCAUGGAAGUGUACGCCACCCUGACCUGCGUGCAGUUUGUCCCUUACACUGAUGAAGAUGAUUAUGUCAAUAUAACAUCUGGCGAUGGCUGUUGGUCCUACAUGGGGCGUCAAGGAGGUGCCCAAGUGGUGUCCGUAGAGAAAGGUUACUGUACUUCCGAGGGGACAACCAUGCACGAACUCAACCAUGCCCUGGGCUUUGUACAUGAGCACUCCAGGAGCGACCGGGAUAACUAUGUUAAUAUAAUGUAUCAGUACAUCUCACCAGGUGACAUCGUCAACUUUGAGAUAAUGAAUACCAACAACCUCAACACAAUAUAUGACUACCGCUCUAUCAUGCAUUACCCAGCGUGGGCUUUCAGCAACACAACUGGAAAAAACACUAUAGUGGCCAAGCUUAACCCCAAUAUAAUAAUUGGAGCGGGAAGCACAAUGACCAGCUUGGAUAUUAUAAAGAUAAACCGGCUCUAUGAGUGUGAUGUCUGUAGUUCUCUCCUUACUGAUGCCAAGGGAACUGUCACCUCAGCCAAUUAUCCAUCUCCUUACCCAAAUAAUGCCAAGUGUGUGUGGGUCAUCCAGGCACCGUCCGAUUUGGUAACCCUGACGUUCGCUGCCUUUAAUCUCCAAUCUGCCCCAAACUGUGCCUCUGACUACAUUAGAGUUUAUGAUGGGCGCACCAGAACUUCCCCGCUUCUACUGGACAGAACCUGUGGGUCUAAACGCGUUCCUGCACUGAUCGCCUCAUCAAGUAUGAUGUUAGUGGAGUUUGUCGGUAGUAAAAACCUUAAAGCGACUGGUUUCAGUGCCUCGUACAGUACAGUGAAAUGUGGAGGCACUUAUUACACCCCAUCAAGGAACAUCACUUCUCCUGGAUACCCCAAGAAUUACCCCCCUAAUAGCAACUGUUCCUAUAUCAUCACUGCUCCGGCUUCCCAUAAGGUCUCACUGAGCAAGAUCAGUUUCUAUACACAAAAUAGCCACACAUGUAGCAAUGAUUACCUGUCUGUGUAUGAUGGGACUUCCACUAACGCACCCCUCCUGAAAACAUUCUGUGGACCCCUGUUCACCCUUUCGGCCACCUCCACUGGUCAGAACAUGUUCCUCAGGUUCAUCAGUGAUCAAACAGAGCAAGCGCCCGGCUUUGUGCUGACAUACAGUUUUGUGAUAGCAAUGGUGGAAGGGGAAUGUUGACGAAUGAUGGUGUUCUUCCUGGAUAAAACAGAGAGAAGAUCAGAAACAAAUAUUUCACAGCGCAACUGAACGCAAAGUUUGUAAAAGAAUCUCCGAUGGAAUAAAUAUGUCCCUACAGUGGGAGCAGCCGUGCAGCACAGAUCCCAUAGGGUAAGGGAUCAUUCAUUUCUCCCUGACGUUCCAGAUCCGACUAAUGAAGCAGAAUUUCCAGUCCCGCUGGGAUUCGCUAAGGAGCCCGGAGUAUGAGGGUGGAAGCCAAGAGCAAGGAGCAAGAGCCCAAUUCACUGAAAGCCGCUGUACAGACGAGACAUAAGCUUCCCUUGCCUAUCUGUGCCCGGCUGGCUUGGCAUUCCAGGAAUCUGGCAUCUCCCAUUGGAACCGACAGGCUACCUGAGCAGGUACAGCCAUGGGCAGUGGGCACCUUACCUGGAACCUUGGCACAGACACUAGGGCAAUAAUAUAAAGUUCCUGGCACUUUGUUGCCCCCCCCUAUAAUGCUGCCCAUAAUAGCCGUGGGGACCGUUCUUGGGAUUUUCUUGGCUCUGUGCAGUUCGGUUUUCCUAUACAGCUGCCUGAAGGGGAAGAAAUACACCUGGGCAGGUGGGGAUGGCACUCCGGUGACAAUGGCAAAUCGACGAUGAGUAUAUACAAGCGCACUGAGCUGGUUCACCCUCUGGCCCCUGAGAAUGAAUAUGUGGAGAAGUUCAGCCAAAGCCUCAACCACAUCCCAAAGCUGCGCUACUCCCUGGGGUACGACCACCAGAAGAGAGAACUGUGUGUGUCUCUCCUAGAAGCUGUUGGUUGCCCACUUACCAAGGAGGAGGAGCCUGGGAGUCACCGCUACAUUGGGGGCACUCUCACCAGCAAUGGUGGGCAAACAGAAGCCCAGACCUCGCUGAUGAAUAGGACCCCACAUACAGUUUGGGACGAGGCUCUGCUGUUCCCCUUAUCAGAGGAGGAACGAGUAGAGGCUGAGCUAACACUCACCUUGAGGCACUGUGACCGCUACUCCAGGCACCAGGUAGCCGGGGAAAUCACCCUGAGUCUGGCUAAUCUAGGGGUUCCCUUUGGAGCAGCUCGGUGGGUGGGACUUUAGGCCUCCUGAGAAGUGAGCUGCGGCGGAACUCUGACCGUGCCGGUGGGAAUUUCUCCAGCCCCGGAUACACAGAAGCCGUACCCUCCUUUCAGUGACUGUACCUGGACUAUGAUUGCCCCGGUGGGGUACAAGUGAUAGCAAUGGUGGAAGGGGAAUGACGACGAAUGAUGGUGUUCUUCCUGGAUAAAAAA
This is a messenger RNA of Xenopus tropicalis (tropical clawed frog), 3129 nucleotides long. RefSeq names its product embryonic protein UVS.2. Lineage: Eukaryota; Metazoa; Chordata; Amphibia; Anura; Pipidae. The transcript has 19 exons. Gene Ontology annotation, molecular function: metalloendopeptidase activity; metallopeptidase activity; zinc ion binding. Gene Ontology annotation, biological process: proteolysis. The record is from RefSeq and is a predicted model, not a curated record. Bases 91 to 1842 code for a protein of 583 amino acids.